GGAGCAAAAACUAAAGAGCCGACUUGUCGGCUGGCAAGCGGAUCGGACAAAGCCUGUGCAUCGACUGGUUAUAUUGCCUUCGCAGUCUCCGCUGUGUAGGUGGUUUGGAGAAACAUGGCGCCGGGAGGAAUGCCCAAUUAUACCAAGCUCAGCAACGGAGGUAAUGCGGGCUCGUAUGCAAUCCCACCGUCGCCGCCGGCCGAUCACAGCAAGGUCCGAUCUUCUCAUCACACUCUCUUUGAGAUGCUGAGCAGUGAUCAAGGCUCGUCCUCGUCUCUGGAACAGCCCCAGUUGUCUACUGCUGCUCAGCACUUCCAGCAAGUCCUUGGGAAUCCUCUUCUCCCCCCUCUCGCUCCGCCUUCGAUGUCUCUCAUCUCCGUGGUGGAUCAACAGCAGCAGCAGCAGCAGCAAAUGAUCAGGCAACAGCCGCCACAGCAGCCGCAAAAUCACUCUUUUCCCAUUCGAAGCAACGCCGGCGCACAGCAGCAGGCUUUAAUGCUCGCCCAACAGCAGCAGCAAGAGAGCAGCAAACAGGAAUCUCUGCAAGAACGGGUCAAUGCGAUUCUCAGUUGUCCGCUCAACACUUUCAACGACGCAUCCACCAGCGAUGUCAAGCUCACACUCAUCAGUCGGGACGUAGUCGGGGGCCUCACAGUCACUGUCCAUGUCCACACGCGGGUUCUCGUUGCCUCGAGCAGGUAUUUUGCCGCUAAGCUUGCUUACAGGCAGCAGCAAGUCCACACUGCGGCCCCCUAUUCCGUCGAGAUCUCCGACUGCGAGGACGUCGAGAUUUAUCUCCUCACUAUCCGGCUUAUGUACUCGUCCGACUUCAAAAGGAUGCUACUCCACGAGAACGUACAAAGAGUGCUCGCCAUUCUCAAGGUUGCAUCUGCCAUCGUUUUCGAGGCGGCCAUUGUAGCAAGUCUGGAGUAUUUGGAAGCAGUGCCGUGGUGCGAGGACGAGGAGGAAAAGAUCUUCUGUCUCGUCUCGCAAUUACAAAACGACUAUCCCUCGGUCGCCGGUAGCGUCCUCGGCAGGCUCGUAAGGCCUGCAAGGCCGUCCGUGUUGGCUCUCCCGCCACCGAUCUGUCCUUCACAAAGGAGCAGUGACAACGACUUCUCGCUACUCCAGCCGGAGGAGGUACUGGUAAAGCUGGUGCGCUGCGUCAUCAAAGCUACCGAUGAGAAAGCCCGGCGGGAGAUGAAACCACUCGUCUCGAGGCUCUUGCGAGAGAACACAGCAGCACUAGCAAGCAACAAAAGCUCCACGGCAGGCCUCAACACCACCGCCACCACCACAGUGAUCGACGUGAGCAAAGAGUCGCUCUACGACGCAUGCAAGGAGUGCCUCCAGGAGCUGUCGGACGCCUUCUCUCGGCUGACCGAGCAGCAGCAGCAGCCAGCAUCGUCUGCUCAAGCUCCGAGCCUGGUUUCAGCGGCCAUUGCCCGUCACGUCGACAACAUCCAGUGGCUGGCGGAGCUGCUCAUCGACCGAGGCGUCGCGGAGGAGCUGGUUCACAUCUGGUCCCGCGAGAGUCAGUUGGCCGCGAUGCACAGGCUACUCCCGGCGAUGCAGCGGCACGAAGUGAGCCGGAUCACCGCGAGGCUGUGCGUUGGCAUCGGCCGGGGGCAGAUAAUGGCUCCACAGCAGGUCCGCGCGCUGCUCCUCGCGACUUGGCUGGAGCCGCUCAUGGACGACUUCUCGUGGAUGCAAAGGCUGGCCUCCAAGAUGACUUGUUCCAGCCUCUGCUACGCCGGUGGCAAUGGUGGUGGGUUUCUGGUCUUGGAUAAGAAGACCGUGGAGGAGGGGCUGUGCCAGACGAUUCUCACACUCUCGCUCGAGGAGCAGCGCUCCAUCCUCAUGUCGUGGUUCGAGAAAUUCUCCCGGGAUGGUGACAAUUGUCCGAAUUUGCAGCGCGCUUUCGAGGUGUGGUGGAGGAGAACUUUUGCUUCGGGCAUUGGGCGACAGCCGCAAUGAAAGUGUUGUUACAUGUGCUUGACAUAGUCUCCAAAGUUUUUUUUUUUGCUUUUCUAUUUUGUUUUCUUACUGUCCAUAGCUAAAGAAGCAUAAGAGCCUCGGAAAA
Messenger RNA from Selaginella moellendorffii, 2083 nucleotides. Its product is annotated as BTB/POZ domain-containing protein At5g60050. The transcript has 3 exons. Gene Ontology annotation, molecular function: protein binding. The coding region runs from base 115 to 1977 and encodes 620 amino acids. The record is from RefSeq and is a predicted model, not a curated record. NCBI's taxonomy places the organism in Eukaryota, Viridiplantae, Streptophyta, Lycopodiopsida, Selaginellales, Selaginellaceae.